AUCCUUAGUCAUUCCAUCACAACUUUACUUACACAGAAACAAACAAUUCUCUCAUUCUUUCUCUGAAAUCCGCCAUGGCCAGAGCCGCCGCGGCCACCGUCCUCGCAUUCACCAUUCUCACCCUUCUCCUCCCUGCAAAUUCGUUCUCAACGAGACUCGACAAACGAGAAAUGGGGAUAUCAACGAAGCGAGAGAAGCUAAGCCACCUCCACUUCUACUUCCACGACAUCGUCAGCGGGCGCAACCCCACGGCCGUCCGCGUGGCCGGGGCCGCCACCACCAACUCCUCGGCCACCGGCUUCGGCAUGGUGGUGAUGAUCGACGACCCCCUCACGGCCGGCCCCAACGUGAGCUCCAGGAUCGUGGGCCGGGCGCAGGGGCUCUACGGUUCUGCCGACAUGACUGAGUUCGGCCUCCUGAUGGCGCUCAAUUUCGUGUUUUUGGAGGGAAAAUUCAACGGCAGCACGCUCAGCGUGCUGGGCCGGAACGCGGCGCUGUCGGCCGUGAGGGAGAUGCCGAUCGUCGGGGGCAGCGGCGUGUUCCGGUUCGCGAGAGGGUAUGCGCAGGCGAGGACGCAUUUCAUUAACAUGAAAACAGGGGAUGCUAUUGUGGAAUAUAAUGUCUAUGUUUUGCAUUAUUGAUGAUUUUUUUCCCUUUCUUGUUGAAUUUUCUUUAGUAGUCUUACAUGACUUUGGACUUUGGACUUUGGACUUUGGAGUCGUACCAAUAAUGUGACGACUAAUCUUGUCUUGUUUGUUGUACUACUAAUAAAUAACGAGUUAUGCAUUGUUUAA
Molecule: messenger RNA, 794 nt
Organism: Salvia splendens (bonfire salvia)
Lineage: Eukaryota; Viridiplantae; Streptophyta; Magnoliopsida; Lamiales; Lamiaceae
Product: dirigent protein 21
Exons: 1
Coding region: 75-641 (188 amino acids)
Source: RefSeq, a predicted model, not a curated record